Molecule: messenger RNA, 4637 nt
Organism: Cryptomeria japonica (Japanese cedar)
Lineage: Eukaryota; Viridiplantae; Streptophyta; Pinopsida; Cupressales; Cupressaceae
Product: probable RNA-dependent RNA polymerase 1
Exons: 5
Coding region: 1071-4403 (1110 amino acids)
Biological process (GO): siRNA processing
Cellular component (GO): nuclear RNA-directed RNA polymerase complex
Molecular function (GO): nucleic acid binding; RNA-directed RNA polymerase activity
Source: RefSeq, a predicted model, not a curated record
AAUAUUUAUACGAAGGUUCAUUCAUGAUAGUGCAUCCAUGUUAUUGGAACCAUACUCAAAUGAUCGAUCAUCCCUCCCUUCUCGUUCGGUCAUAUUAAUGGAGAAACAGCAUGUUUAACACCUCUACGCGUGUCUAUCCUUGUCUGCCUUGGCUUUUCGAUCCCGAGUCUGAACGUCUUGUCAGUCACAUGAUUUUUGUGAAAAAGAUUCAAUCCCACUCCUACGAAACACGGAGAUCACAGCUACACAGCUAUAAAUGCAGAUCUUAAAAAAGUGCUUUGUAAUCAUGCACAUCUUCAUCGACAUGCGUGCCUACUUUAACACCCUUCUCAAAUCUACCGAAAAUCGUUAGAUUAUGCCUCUUUGUUUCCAAAGCUUUUUUUCGGACUUACUGAUAAAAGGAUAUACACAGUGAAUAUGUACAGAGGAUCAGGAGAAUGUCAAAAGUGGGUAAUGGUGACUGACCAGAAACCACAGGGAUUGUAUGUUUGUAUAUGUACAGUGGGUCGGGUUUUUUAUGGGAAUUGGUUAUAAUGGUGAAUAUGGGAUUUGACACAGUUAAUUUACACAGUGAAUAUGCACACAACAUCAGGAGGAAGACGUAGUAAAAGUGGCCAAUGUUCCUUAAAAGAGAGCUCAAAGCAGGCCUGGAAAUUGAGGGUGGACCGCCUUUUUUUUCCCAAAAUACGUUUUUUGGUGCGUUUUGCUGCUACUUUAUAGUCAGAACCUUUAGCAGGAUACCUAUGGUGCUUUUUAGGAUCUUAAAAAAACAGGCGUGGGGUCAAGGACUUCGGGCUUGCCAUUAAGCUUAACUCAUAGUCACUGUUCCAAGCAAUUCAGUCUAAUGUUAGAGGGAUAUGUUAGAUGGUUUCUGAUGGUACAAAUAUUGUGGUUUGGCUUUCUGGAGAAGGGAAAUGGGUACAACAAACAGUGGGUGGUGAUGGUGGAUGCUGGAGUCUGGAUAUUCAUACAGUAGAUGUAGAGUUUGUCAGAAAAGUGGUGUGUGUGGAGUGUCCUGCAUGCAAAAUUUUCAAGACGGUCUUGAACUUCUAUAGAUUGUUGGCUUAAUCAUGGGUAGCUGCACUGUCAAAGUUUCAAACUUACCAUUGACAAUCAUUGCGAAGGAGUUGGUGCAGUAUCUGGAGGACAUCGCUGGUAAGGACAGUGUGUUUUCCUGUGAGAUCAAGACUGGCAGGAUAAAUUGGAAGUCCAGAGGAUAUGGCAGGGUCCAAUUUGAAAACCCUGAUGCAAAAGAUGAAGUAUGCAGGCUUUCUCAAAUGGGGCUGCCCUUGCUUCAGAAUGCUAACAUCGUCCUUUCCACUAUAGAAAAUGACAUGGUUCCCAGGGCAACAUACUCAAUUGGCAGACUGAAGCUGUUUGCAGGCUGCCCAGUGUUCCAUAAUGCAUUCUGUGUUUUAUGGUCUGCAACUGAUGUUGUUUCCGAGUUUGCACUAAAAACAAAAACGGUUAAAUUUUUUGUUACUGAAAGUGGAGUGGAAUAUAAGUUGGAGUUCAAUUUUCAAGACAUUGUUCAGACCUAUACAGGCAUUUUGAAAGAGACUGGGAGACAGGUUAUUCUGUUUCAGUUGCAGUCCGGUCCAAGAAUAUUUUAUAAGGUGGCCGUGCAGAAAUUAUCUGUAAGAUUUGGUGAGGAUCGUUACAAAUUUUGCAAAGAGGACACUGAGCUCCAGUGGGUUCGAACAACAGACUUCUCAGGAUUCUGUAGCAUUGGACAGUCCAGUUCAUUUUGUUUGGAACUUCCUGACAAUGUAGAACUUGCUAAAAUCAUAGAAAGCAUGCCUUUACACAAAUUCAUGGAAGAGGAACUUACUUUAGAAAGUGGCAAUUCAUUUUCACCCUUACCACAAAUGGUGCCGAAUAUUAGUGCUCCAGAGGGUGUUAAUCUGCCUUAUGAGAUACUAUUCCAAGUCAAUUCUCUCAUUCAUCGUGGGAUACUCAGUGCCCCAACACUUUGUCCUCAAUUUUUUGAUUUGCUAAACAAUGACAAGACACCGGCUUUACACAUAAAUCUGGCAUUGGCAGAACUGCAUAAAUUUAAGUCAAUAUGUUUUGAACCAGAAAUAUGGCUUAACAAUCAAUUAAAUAAGUUGCGAACUAGACACAAUCAAUUGAAAUCUGCUACAAUUUCUACAGAUAUUAGCAUAAUGAAAUUUUACAGGGCUCUAGUUACUCCUUCUAAGGUCUACUUUCUGGGCCCUGAGCUUAAUACUUCAAAUCGGGUUACAAGGCAGUUUGCAGAGUACAUUGAUGAUUUCCUCAGAGUAUCUUUUGUUGAUGAGGACUGGAGUAAGCUCCAUUCUACCGCCUUAACUGCAAAAACUGAAUUUGGGUUCCUAGCGAGGCCACAAAAAACACAAGUGUAUAAUAGGAUAUUGUCUACUCUAAAGGACGGCAUUACUAUAGGCAACAAAAGGUUUGAAUUCCUAGCCUUCUCAGCCAGUCAAUUGAGGGAAAACUCUGUCUGGAUGUUUGCUUCCAAUGACAAUAUUAGUGCUGACAGCAUCAGAAAAUGGAUGGGCGAAUUUAACUGUAUCAGGAAUGUAGCCAAGUGUGCAGCAAGAAUGGGGCAAUCAUUUAGCUCUUCCAGGAAGACGCUAAAUGUUAAGGAGCAUGAGGUUGUCCUCAUCCCUGAUAUCGAGGUCUGUACUGAAGGCAUCAAAUACUGCUUUUCAGAUGGAAUUGGGAAGAUUUCUUUCCGUUUGGCAAAACAGAUAGCCAAUAUAUGUGAAUUUGGUAUCCCCCCUCCUUCAGCUUUCCAGAUAAGGUAUGGUGGCUAUAAAGGUGUUGUAGCAGUUGAUCCUACUUCAUAUCACAAAUUAUCUUUGCGACCAAGUAUGCUCAAGUUCAAUUCAAAGAAUACAACAUUGGAUAUUUUAAAUUGGAGCAGAUUUUUGCCUGCCUUUCUUAAUCGUGAAAUAAUCACACUGCUGUCAACUUUGGGUGUUCCGGAUGAGAACUUUGAAUGCAUGCAGAAAAAGGCAAUGGUCCAUUUAGAUCAAAUGCUAGUCAGCAGAGAAAUGGCUACUGAUACAUUGCAGAUGAUGUUCUCUGGAGAUGAUCAUAAGUGUCUGAUUGAGAUGCUAAUGGGGGGCUACAGUCCAAAUACCGAACCUUAUCUUUCAAUGAUGCUUAAAGCAUUCAGAGAAUGUCAAUUGGCAGAGCUAAAAACCAAGAGCCGGAUAUAUGUCUCAAAAGGCCGCACCCUGAUGGGAUGUUUGGAUGAAACUGGGACUUUAAACUAUGGUGAGGUAUUUAUUCAAGUUUCUAGGGCAAACACCAAGCUUUUUGAUGAUGGGCUUUCUGAUUCUGUAUCCAAAGAAAUGGACAAGAAUUGUAUAUUGCAAGGAAAAGUUGUGGUUGCAAAAAAUCCAUGCCUUCACCCGGGUGACAUAAGAGUAUUGUGUGCUGUUGAUGUUCCUGAGCUUCAUCAUAUGAUAGACUGCUUAGUUUUUCCGCAGAAGGGAGAAAGGCCUCAUCCAAAUGAGUGUUCUGGGAGUGAUUUGGAUGGUGACUUAUACUUUAUAAGUUGGGAUGAAUUGCUUAUUCCACCAGAGCAAGAUCCGCCAAUGGACUAUGUUGGUCGACCAUCUGUUCAACUAGAUCAUGAAGUGACAAUUGGGGAAAUACAAGAAUAUUUUGUAAACUAUAUGCUUAAUGACAGCUUAGGUGUUAUAGCCAAUACACAUGUAGUGUAUGCUGACAAAGAACCAAACAAGGCACGGAGUCAGAAAUGCCAACUUUUGGCAAGGCUUCAGUCCAAAGCAGUCGAUUUCCCCAAGACGGGCAUACCGGCAGAGAUGCCCCUAUCCCUUUUCCCAAAGGAAUAUCCAGAUUUCAUGGAGAAAGAGGAUAAGCCCAUGUAUAUAUCCACUGGAGUUCUUGGUAAGCUUUAUAGAGCAGUGAAAGACACAGCAAAAGAGAGCCACUGUGUAUCAAUAUCUACAAGAGACGAUGUUUAUAAAGCAUAUGACAAGGAUCUAGAAGUUGAAGGGUUUGAGAAGUAUGUCGAAGAUGCGUUGAUGCAUAAAACUUGGUAUGACACUAAAUUAGCUGCAUUGAUGGAACAUUAUGGUGUAAAAACUGAAGCAGAAAUUGUGAGUGGAAACAUUAGCUUCUUCUCCAAGUUCUUCGACAAAGAAAAGAAGAGAUAUGGUGACAUCAAGGAAAAAAUUAUGGUGGCAAUGAGGUCUCUUCGUAAUGAAGCCAGGGGAUGGUUUCAAGACAGUUGCAAAGUGCACCAGAAUGACGCUGCAAUUGCAUCUUCCUGGUAUCAUGUCACUUACCACCCUAAUUUUUGGUCUGAAAGCCAUCUGAUCAGCUUUCCAUGGAUUAUAUAUGAUGUACUACUUAAUGUCAAAAAAUACAAUGAACUAAAAAAAUAACUCACAUCAACUGAAUUCUGAUGGUUCAACACUAAAUACUGUGAUGCUAACUGUGUGGUUCCAAGAAGUUGGAUUAGUUUUUGCCUCUUCUAACAUAUAUCAAAUAUCAAAGAUAUUUUUGGCCAUUAUGUGAAUAUAUUUUACCAUACGACAAUAUAUAUUUUUUUCUAAACAUUGCUUACAAGACAAGUGUAAACAUUAAAUUUAAUUAAAUCUUAGUCACUGACUUACACA